Musca domestica (house fly) is the source of this 1589-nucleotide messenger RNA. RefSeq lists its product as uncharacterized. The record is from RefSeq and is a predicted model, not a curated record. Lineage: Eukaryota; Metazoa; Arthropoda; Insecta; Diptera; Muscidae. Bases 105 to 1490 code for a protein of 461 amino acids. The transcript has a single exon.
UCAAAAAUUUUGAAAAUUUAAACUUUUGUUUUUCUCAAAUCAGUAAAAAUUGUUAAAAGUUCUCAACAAAUUUUUGUGUUAAAAAUUAAAGUUUUGAUUCAAACAUGUCUGCCCAGACAACCCCAAAAUCUCCAGUCACGAAUCCCUUAAAUGAUGAUGACUUUUCGGAUGUGACCAAAAAAGAAAUCAUCUAUUGGUCACGAAAAUUGGAAAUAGCGCCAUCACAACUAUUCCUCUUGCCAAAGGAUGAUCUAAAUAAAAGGAUGGAAGAUAUUCUCAAUAGGAACCAUGAAAGCAAUGAUGAGGAUCGCCAAAACAUCUCAGAGCGUUGGCAGUACAUGACCCAGAUGAAAGAGCAGCUGAUCGAGAAUCAUGCCAACAAACGUCUGAAAGGUGGUGCUGGACGUAACAUAUAUGAUAUUCUGGCAGAGGCAGCCAAUCAAAUUGAGGAGAUGUAUGGUGAAGCCAGCUAUUAUGACGAUUCCCAGGAUUAUGAUGAGAGUACAAUGGCUUCCAGAACCUAUGGAACAUAUAAUGCCAGUAACUCUUGUCCAUUUCGUGAAGAUCUGACCUAUACCCUCAGUGAUGAGGAGCCCACCUUUGAAAGUACCUUUGAGGAUUCGUUUCAAAUCAAUCCCAAUUUGGCCUCAACACCAAGAUGUCCCCGACAGCUAGCCAACAAUGAGACCUAUUCGCUGCCGGCCAGAAAAACUGCAAAUGCCACAUAUCAAGUGGCGCCCAAUCAGACAGCACAAUAUCCCACCAAUGCCACCUUUACAACACGGCAAUGUCCCAUGAAUAGCACCUUUAAUGCCCGUCAAGGUCCGGAACCCAAUAAUGAAUCCUUCAAAUUACCUCCACCUGCAGCCUUCAAUGAAUCUUCGAGGCAAUCUUCUGCCCAACAAUGGUCACCCCAAUCAAUGGCAUUUAUGGACACUUCAAGGGACAAGUCCUCUUCCAUGAAUGCCAAUUCCUUUGCCACAGGUGGUGUGGCAAUAAAUUCAACCAUGAAUAAGACCUCUAAUGCCACCGGACCUUCGAUACGUAAUUUCACCGACUAUUCCAUGACCUACAGUCCCCAGGGUACCGAGGAAUCAGCCAAUAGUGUUUCCAUAGAAAAUUACAAUGAAAAUUCGGGGGUGAUAAGGGCCUCAUCGCGCAGUUAUACCCUGCCAACGGGAAGUAAAGCUGGUAACACGACCUUUGAUAUGUCGUCUGCGGUUAGGGGUGGCAUUGGAAAUAAAACCUUUGAUAUAUCCUCUGUGCUUAAGGGUGGCCUGGGAAAUGCAACUUUUAAUAUGCCCUCUUCUCUUGUAAGUGGACCGGAACGUUCUGCAAAAAGUCCCACACGUUGUCCAGUUGCUAAAGCUACUGCUCCUUCACCACCACCGCCCACACAAUGUCCACGAAAUCAGCCGACAGUACAACCAACACCUGCCAGAACGCCCAUUAAUCCGUCAACAUAUAAACCAAGGAGGUUGGAGUUUUGAAAUUUAGGGGAGGGGAAAAAAUGUUAAAUAUUGAAAAUUAUUUGAAAUAUAUAUUUUUUUUAAAUAAAUUGUUUCUUAAACUACGAGCGAGAAAUUUAA